Messenger RNA from Capronia coronata CBS 617.96, 1284 nucleotides. RefSeq lists its product as uncharacterized. Lineage: Eukaryota; Fungi; Ascomycota; Eurotiomycetes; Chaetothyriales; Herpotrichiellaceae. Bases 1 to 1284 code for a protein of 427 amino acids. The transcript has a single exon. The record is from RefSeq and is a predicted model, not a curated record.
AUGGCGGAGUCCAACGCAAGCGAGUACCGGCAAUAUCUGCCCGACCUGAGUCAGCCCCGGUUCACGACCAUGGCAACGCAGGAUGCGCGAGUGUAUGCCCAUGCGUUCAAAGAAAAGGGCAUCCCGCCCUGGCUGCACGCACUGUACCUGCAUUGGCUGGAACUUCUGAAGGAGCCGUUCAAAGGCGUAACCAACGAUGGUGUCGUGCGACCGGGCCUGUUCCCCGUGCAAGACGAAGGCAUCCCGAUCGACACCAUCGUCGUGACGACCAACCACGCCCUUUCCUUCCUGACAGCCGAACAGCUGGCAAAGCUGUCGUACCACAUCGAUUCCCCGGAAUGGCGGACGUGGUCGAACCCGGAGUUCCUGCUUAGUGACAAGGGCGUGCGGCUCGACGACCUGACGCCCCAGGUGCGGGACAGUAUCAUGGCAAUCCUUCGUGCGACGUUAUCCCCGGAAGGCUACGACAAGGCAGUGGCAGCGAUGCGCAUUAAUGGCUUCUUGGGCGAGCUAGUCAAAGCUCCGUCAGUGAUGAACGAGUACAGCUACAACUUCGUGCUGUUCGGCGAACCAUCGACCACACGGCCGUGGGGCUUCAGCUUCUACGGCCACCAUCUGUGCCUGAAUAUCUUCUUCUACCGAACGCAGAUGAUCGUCUCGCCUUGGUUCACGGGUGCCGAGCCCAAUGAGAUCGACGCCGGCGAGUUCACGGGGACGCGUAUCUUGCACGUUGAAGAACAGCUCGGUCUCCGGCUAAUGCAGUCGCUUUCCCCUAAACAGCAGGGCCAUGCCCAGAUCUACAAGCAGAUGAAGGACCCCGCCAUGCCGCGGGGCCGCUGGAACCACGAUGAUCAGCGUCACCUCUGCGGUGCAUACCGCGACAAUCGCGUCGUGCCGUACGAAGGCAUCCUCGUGUCGUCGAUGACCGAAGACCAGCAGUCCCUGGUCCGCGGCAUACUGGAACAGUACUUGCUCUACCUUCCACAGCGGGCCCGCGAAAUCCGAUUGAAGCAUAUCGAGUCGAUGUUCGACGAGACUUAUUUCUGCUGGAUUGGCGGGUUUACUGACACGGAUCCCUUCUACUAUCGUAUCCAGUCCCAUCUCGUGCUUGUCGAAUUCGACCAUCAUUCCGGCGUGUUCUUGAACAAUACCGAUCCCGCCAAAUUUCAUAUUCACACUCUCUUGAGAACACCUAAUGGUGGUGACUACGGCAUGGCACUUCGUCCGCAAGUCGAGGGUAUCGAACAGAAGUUCUUGUGGAGCGAAGGUGGGAAUGAAAGAUGA